Bicyclus anynana (squinting bush brown) is the source of this 3262-nucleotide messenger RNA. RefSeq names its product charged multivesicular body protein 5 (gene Vps60). The transcript is spliced from 5 exons. Lineage: Eukaryota; Metazoa; Arthropoda; Insecta; Lepidoptera; Nymphalidae. The record is from RefSeq and is a predicted model, not a curated record. The coding region runs from base 145 to 825 and encodes 226 amino acids. Gene Ontology annotation, cellular component: multivesicular body. Gene Ontology annotation, biological process: late endosome to vacuole transport via multivesicular body sorting pathway; vesicle budding from membrane.
CUGUCACUGUCAGUCGGUAAAAAUAAAUUGUUGUGAUUUUGUGUUUGAGGACUUCGUCGUGAUUUUAGUUUUACUUUUAGAUCAACUAACAAUAUUAUUGAUCAAUCAUCAAUCUCUCAGUAAAACAAACAAAAAAUCAUCAAAAUGAAUAGACUAUUUGGUAGGGGCAAACCGAAAACCCCUGGUCCCAGCAUAACUGAAUGCAUAAGCAAUGUGGAUGGCCGUGCGGAUAACAUAGAGCAGAAAGUCCAGAAACUAGAUGCGGAACUAAGGAAAUAUAAAGACCAAAUGUCAAAAAUGAGGGAGGGUCCUGCUAAAAAUUCUGUAAAACAAAAAGCUAUGAGGGUAUUAAAACAGAAAAAAAUGUAUGAACAGCAACUUGAGAACUUACGUGCUCAAUCCUUCAACAUGGAGCAGGCUAACUAUGCUACACAGACUCUGAAGGACACCCACUCCACCAUUGCUGCCAUGAAAGAUGGUGUCACCUCAAUGAAAAAAGAAUUUAAGAAAAUUAACAUUGAUGAUAUUGAGGAUGUGAAUGAUGAUUUGGCGGAUAUGUUGGAACAAGCGGAUGAAGUGCAAGAGGCGUUGGGUCGUCAGUACGGCAUGCCAGAGAUUGAUGACGAUGAACUGGCAGCUGAACUUGAUGCUUUAGGUGACGAGAUAGCCCUUGACGGUGACACCUCAUACCUGGAUGACGUCAUAAAAGCCCCAGCAGCACCGGACAAGGAGCCCGGCGCUGACAGCGUAAGGAACAAAGAUGGCGUCCCGGUAGACGAGUUUGGGUUACCCCAAGUCCCCAACCCAGCGCAGACCUCACGUUAAUAGUCACCCAUUUACUUUGCUUCUGUGGUGUUUCAUUAGAUGCUGUGGCGUUCACAAGGUAAUUUUCUCUUGUAAUUUGUAUAUUUUUUUAAUAUAACUCAAUAGUUGAUCAGAUAGGCUUUGUUCUGCCAAGAAUGACAUCCAUAUAAAUUGGUUAAAAGUUGUGAUUUGCGAAUAUUAUUCAAACGGGUAUAAAACAAAGAGAUGUUUAAUGUCGAUAUUUCGACCCAGUUGCAUGGAUCGUGGUCACGACGGGACUGAAGUAUUUGAGAUACGAAGUUGACAUCAACUGUUAGGGGCAGAACCGAUCUACCCUCUUUUUUUGUUCUUUUUUUAUUAUUGUGGUAUGUAUCUAUGUAUCCGUUUAAAUAAUAUUCGUAAUGAACAACCACGAAAUAAGUUUAAAAUCAUUUGUCGUGAUUUAGUACACAAGAACAUAUAAGAUAAAUAAUAAUAUAUAAUUUAUCUUAUAUGUUCUUUAAUAUGUAAUUUAUAAAAAUCAGGUCUUGUUGUUUGUUUCUAUAACACCUUACAACCAAUAUAUUAGAGUAAACAAAAGUUAAAAUUGUUCAUACCAUUUUAUAGUUUUAUCGGGACUAACAAACAGAACUUUGAAUAGACAUUAAUAUAAUUAUAAAAUGUCAAUAUAAAAUAUUUCGAUAUAAAUUUAGUUUUAUGAUUUUAGGGUAAUAUUUCCAUACAAUAGCAAUUUAUACAAAUACUUUUUUGUUUAGUUUUUAAAAUAAAAAUUAAACUAAAUGUAGUUCAAACUACACGAUCAGUGCUUCUGAUUCUAUCAAAAUUUGCUUAACCAUUUUCAUAGUUUUAAUUAGCCAUAAUUAAGUAAUAAAAUCUUAAAUGCGUUUGCGGGUUCCAUAGUUUAAAUGCAAAACAUUUUCUAUCGAAUUUGGACAAAAUUUUACUUCUCCAAGCAUAUUUUAUAAGUUGGUCGACUAUAACUGUUUGUAGUGCAAGAUCCGGCAUAAGAAAUAUAUAACCUCAUCUGUUAUUUAAUUGGGGUAAGAAAUAAAUGAUAGAUGAUAUUCACAUUGACACAUUGCACAUAGGUUGCCUAGUUAAAUUGCGGCCAAACAGUAUUAAAUGGUAAUUUUUUUAAUUUAUUUAAUCUUCUUCCCGCAUUGGUUAAUAAAAACAAUCCCUACAUUAAUGGAAUAUACCCAAAAGACUUGAAAAAGUAAAAGUUGAUUGUUCUCACUGCAGUUGUGGGGGUGCCAGAUAUAUUAAUAAUAAUAAUAAUAAAUAAUAAUUUAUUAUUAUUAUUUAUCCUUUAUUCAGCUAAAAAAAGAACAAAUUAAAAAAACAAGAAGAAAUUACAAACUACUUAAAGAUAUAUAUAUAACAGAGCUUACAAGCUACUUAAAGAUACCUACUUAAAUUACAAAGUUACGCUGUCUGUACAUUUGUAUAACAAUUUAAUAAAGAAAUUCAGCUGAAUGGGGCGCUGCCUCAGCUCGAUACUACAGUUGAGAGCUGUAGUGCUGAUUUUCAUGCAUGACCCCAGGGUGAGCUCACGGACCGAUCGGAAAUACAUUUGCUGCGUCGCUAACAAUAAUUAUUAUAUAAACAGUUAAGUAAUGUUAUUUGUAUACCCUCAUCAGUUAUUUAGUCGUCUAAUAUGGCAAGUCAAAGCUUAUUUUAUGCUUAAUUUAACUUUAUUAGGUUGCCUUUGAUCUAGUUCAUGGUUUCCUACAUUUUGUAUAAAAAAUGUGUUUGGCCGCAAUUUAACUAUAGUCUGGCAAGUUCGUUAAUAACACUCCUAUGAUAUGCGGGUGAAAGGGAAAAGACUGCGCGGGUGUGAAAUCGUGCGUGCGGGAAAGUGAUGUGCAUCAUUGGUUUUCGUUCCUCGCUACACGCCCACGCGGAACAUCGGGAGUGUUACGAACGAAGUUGCCUAGCUAUAGGCAACGUAUUUACAAUGUGUCAUUUCGAACAUUAUCUACCAUUUAUUUAAUAGCACUAAUGAAUAACAGAUGAGGGUAUAUAUUUCUAAUGCCGGAUCUUAGACCAUUACUUACGGUAGGUAUACCCAUGUUAAAUUACAUAAUAGUCUCAGAGCUAAACUGAAGCAGACAGACAGAGGACAUAAACUACAUUGAUUAAUUGUCUAUAAAAAGUCGGAUGGUUAGGUUUAUAACUUGAUUGUAAAAUAUUUUAAUUAUAUAUUCAUGCACAAGUCUAUUAUGAUCAAAAGAAAAUAUAACUAAAGGUAAGUCAAAAGUUCAAAACAUUUGAUAACCUAUACAGACAUACAUCUUUAUAAGUUUUAUUAAAAUGUAAUAUAUCAUAAUUAAUUAUUGUUAAAGGAUAAAUGAUUUAUGGAUAUCUAUGAAUAUAUUACCGAAAAAUAUUUUCUUAAAAAUAAAAUAUAUUGAAUGUGAUUUAAUUUCAUUUAUUUUAUUAUAAUUUGUUGCUUUAA